Messenger RNA from Nilaparvata lugens (brown planthopper), 2331 nucleotides. RefSeq names its product cyclin-dependent kinase 1. Gene Ontology annotation, cellular component: nucleus. The transcript has a single exon. Gene Ontology annotation, molecular function: ATP binding; RNA polymerase II CTD heptapeptide repeat kinase activity; cyclin-dependent protein serine/threonine kinase activity. The record is from RefSeq and is a predicted model, not a curated record. NCBI's taxonomy places the organism in Eukaryota, Metazoa, Arthropoda, Insecta, Hemiptera, Delphacidae. Gene Ontology annotation, biological process: G2/M transition of mitotic cell cycle; protein phosphorylation; mitotic G2 DNA damage checkpoint signaling. Bases 351 to 1259 code for a protein of 302 amino acids.
CUGCUACAGAAAUUAUUUUUUCUUGUUGAUAAAUAAUAAAUUGUUUAUUUUAAUUAAGUUUAGACUAUAGUUAAAAAGAAAAAUGGAGAUUUAUUUUUGAAUUUGAUCAAUGUUAUUAAAGAAUAUAGUCAGCACUGUUCAAGAACAAGCCGUUGAAAAGUUUCAAGCCGUUGAAGAGCUACAAGUUUUGAGCUGUUUUGGCGCUAGUUUACCUCGUUGCUAUUGCUAUUUUAUUAUUUAUUAGAAUAUGUGUGUUGACUGUCUUAUAAUUUGAACUGUAUUUUAGUUUUGUGUGAAAAUCUACUGUGAUAUUUGUGUUUAUAAAACUUGUAAAGUUGUAAAGAUUUAAAAUGAAUUCCUACGACAUGCUUGAGAAGAUCGGUGAGGGAACCUAUGGUGUAGUCUACAAGGCUAAAAACUUGAAAACAGGAACUCUUUGUGCCAUCAAGAAAAUUCGUAUUGAAAAUGAAGACGAAGGCGUGCCUCCGACUACAAUUCGUGAGAUUUCACUGCUGAAAGAACUGGAACAUCCAAACAUUGUAACCUUGCACAAAGUAGUGAUGGAAGACAACCGCCUGUAUUUGGUAUUUGAAUUUCUUUGUAUGGACUUAAAAAAAUACUUGGACUCAUUGGACACUGAUCAGCUAGUGAAACCCAGUCAUGUCAAAUCGUAUCUUUAUCAGAUUAUUCAAGCAAUUCUGUUUUGUCAUAAGAGACGUGUGAUACAUCGAGAUUUGAAACCUCAAAACUUGUUGAUUGACAGUCAUGGAACCAUCAAGGUGGCCGAUUUUGGAUUGGGCCGUGCGUUCGGGGUUCCGGUCAGGGUGUUUACCCACGAAGUGGUUACUCUGUGGUACAGGGCGCCCGAAGUAUUGCUCGGGUGUUCGAGAUACGCUUGCCCCAUUGACAUCUGGUCAAUUGGAUGCAUCUUCGCAGAAAUGGCUACUAGGAAGCCGCUCUUCCAGGGUGACUCUGAAAUAGAUCAGCUCUUCAGAAUAUUCAAGAUUCUCAGCACACCGAACGAGACCAGUUGGCCAGGAGUGUCAGAGCUGCCAGACUACAAGCCCAUAUUUCCCAACUGGACCACCAACACUCUCAAUCAACAGGUAAAGAAUAUCAGUAAAGACGGUCUUGAUCUAUUGCAAAAAAUGCUCGUCUAUGACCCCUCUGCUCGCAUCUCUGCCAAGGAAUCUAUCAAACAUGAAUAUUUCAAAGACUUGGACAAAUCACGUCUGCCCGGUGCUGAUAUCUACGAUUAAUCUCUUCCAUUUUAUCAUGUUUUACUCGCUUUACUUCUUAUAAGACUUCUACUCUUGUGAUGCAAUUUUUAAAAUACAUUUUCAAUAUUAUUCUUACAUUGUCUUUACUUCACAAGAGAAUUUGCGCUUGAAUGACAAACUGAAUUUAUAAAUUAAACAUAUCAAUAGAAUUUUUAUGUUUUUUACCAAAUAUGCCCACAGAAGGCUAGUUUAAUAGUGAAAGUUUCCAACUUAAUAGGCCUACUCCUGACUUUGUUGAUAUUAAUGGUAGGUUUUUUUUUAAAGAAGUAAACUUAACAAUUGAGGAACAACUAAUCAACAACCCACAAAAAAGACUGAAAGGUGUGAAGUACCCACUGUAAAUGAAUUUGUGGCUCCUCAUGAUUUGGUUUUUCAAUUGGACAUGAUUAGUUAAUCUAGGCUCUAUAUAAAAAACUAUCCUAAAGACCCAAACCUAUUCCAGCUAUAGAAUUUUAAAAUAAUUACCAACUCAUUCCAAAAAUUUUAGUCAUUAUUUGUCAAUUCUAAUAUUACACUUCUUCAUUAUAUGCUUUUUGAAUUUCAAUUUUUGGUAUUAUUACAAUAUUCUAUUCUCAUAAAAUGUAAUAUCACCAUUUUCAAUAUCAGACAGCUUGUCAGUAUUACUAGUAAGUAAUAUGUAAUUGCCUCAGUAUCCUAUGCUCUAAAUAAUUACAGUAAUAGGCCAAAUAAUAUUGUUUGUUGGUUAGGCUUUAUUGAUAUUUAUGCAGUUUCUCUAUGUACCUAUUUUUCAGUUAUGUUAUCUCUGAUAUAAUACCUUAACCGUAAAUAUCGUGUUUUACAACAUUACUGUAAUGUGAAUGAUCCUUUUGUAUAAAAAAUGAAGUAUGUACACAAUAAUUAAUUGCAUUCCGAAAUACAAUCAAGCGAGUCCUCCAUCAUUUAGGGUAAUGUUUUAGUGUAUAAAAAAUGUUUUUCUGUAAAAUUCUUCAUUAGCUUUACUUUACCUUCUUGUAUCGAAUAUUCUAUUUUAUUAUAAUAAUCUCGUUUCAUAUCGUUGAUACCUGUCAAUUAAAUGACAUUGGAUAAAAAA